UACAAUAACAUAUAACUAACUAACUAACUAACUAACUAAAUAAAUAAAUAAAUAAAUGUAUUUAUGUAAUUAAUCACGUUACCUGGGGCCAUGGUGAAGCAAGCUACAGACUGCGGAUAUGUUCAUCGCACCUUUCCCAACCAAUGAGAAUGCAGAGGAGCAGCGGGAACAAGUUCAUUGGUCAAAAUCCGCUACAUCUUUUUGUUUGGCUGAUGACUUCCGGCAGUCUUGUAGUGGUGAAAACCUGAGCGCAGGAAAAAAAGAUUCAUGAGCGUGUAGGAUGAGUUUGAGUGCACAGAAGAGCAAGUGUGUGUGAGAGGACACGAGAGCAGUUUUGUAGCAGAGCAAAGUGAAUCUGAGCGAGAGCAGAGUAACAUGAGUGAGCACAUAUAUUUUGCAUGCGAGCAAAGGAAAUCAUAGAAUGCAGGAAAAGGUAACACGCAAAGCAUAAAUAAGCCCAACCUCAGAGGAAGCUAGACAUUUGCUAGCUAAGCUGCUGCUUUGCUUUCCUCGUCUCACUGGUGGCAACCCAACAUGUUACUUGACGCCAAAUGGCUUCUCUUUCUCUGUUUACUCAGGCUGCACUUGAUUCUUCAAGUGGAAUCCAAUAUCACCAGCAUUAAUGGGACAGUUGGGCAGGAAGCCUGUAUUCAGUUCAAAUUUGAAUCACUGAACAACAGCAGAAUGGAUGGCAAGAGCUUGAUUGUGCGCAGAGAUGACAAAAGGACUGAAGGCACAUGGACUAAUAGCUCCUGCUCCCCAAGUUCUAAAUUUUUGAAAGAAAAAUCAAACUGUGCAGUCUACAUUGCUGAAACACCAUCCAGAGAAGUUUUUCUGUACUUCCCAAAUCUCUGCAAAACACAUAUUGGAGUUUACCAGCUGGCAUUAUACGUAGAGAAUCAACAAAUGGUUCUUAUUGAGAGCAACAAAGUUAAUCUGACCGUAUAUCCUGGUGCUAAUGUAACAACAGAACCUCCCUUCAUCACUAACAAUGAUUCCAGGGAAAUGAACCAAUCAGAAUCCACAAAGAUCUUAAUCUUCUGUAUCCUAGUGAUCAUACCUGUGUUUGUGCUGGCAGGGCUGCUGGGCUGGUUCUACUGCACAUACAACAUGAAAACAGAUGACACACCAACACGGAGCCCCAUGUCACAGCAGAGGAGAUGCCCAGUGCACAGUACAGUACCUGCUGUGAGCACUAUUGAGUAUGGGGUGUUGGAUUUUCAUAAACAAUCAGAAAGAACAAGCCAUGCAGAGGCACCAAAGGUCCAGGAAGGAGUAGAAUAUGCCACCAUCCUCUACCCUCCACAGAGAAAGAGAACAUGAGAUUAGAGCAGACCAAGCACCCUAUAAGGAUAAUAUAAUAGAAUAUAAUAUAUAUAUGAUCAUUAUUCUAUACCUCUGAAACUUGAAUCAUUAUGUUUUUUUUUUUCACAGUGCACAAAAUACAUGAGGCAAUGGGUGCAUACUGAAUUUUAGGGAAAAUGUCAUUCCAUAUUUCCAUGUAUUUCUGAAUGAAUGUUGUGAUAUUUCUUUGCAUAACUUUGCCACUGUAUGUGUAGAGUACUGUAAUGUAAUGCAAUUAGUCAGCAUUUUAGAGAGGUGACAACCACAAAAGCCCCUGUGAGAAACCCCCCUUCCACAACACAGUGCUACACCAGCCCACGGCCUCAUUUUGUAAUGCUGCUGGGUAGUUUAUGUAAUAUACUAAACACUAUUUGGUUAUAAAUGUAGUGUAUCUUGUUUAUAUUAAUAUAUAAUUGCAGUGUGUUUAGAGUAUAUUAAAAUAUGAAUGCAGUAUGUUUUUUUUGUGCUGUAGCUCUUUUGUAUUAAUUUAGAAGCAGCUACUGAAAUUCUGAAUUUAAUUAGAGGACACUUUCAAAUACCAUACGUACAGUGUACUGUUGUUUAAUGAAAUUGAUGCUGAUGACAUUUCUGAAUAAUAACAGUAUUUUAAAUUUAUCCUGGUUUGUUUGUGUUUAUAUGUUUUAUGGUAAUGUUUUGCCAGUGGGUUGUUUACUGUUGUAAUACUGAAUGGUGCCAAUAAAUGCUGUGUUAGUAUUUCA
Electrophorus electricus (electric eel) is the source of this 2063-nucleotide messenger RNA. RefSeq lists its product as uncharacterized. The record is from RefSeq and is a predicted model, not a curated record. NCBI's taxonomy places the organism in Eukaryota, Metazoa, Chordata, Actinopteri, Gymnotiformes, Gymnotidae.